AUGCUCCCCGGUGUUCCAUUCCGAGCGCAGUCCCGUCGUGAGCGUCAUGCAUUCAGCGAGCCAGACCCCUUGAGCCCCUUGGACUCGGGCUACGGCUCUGCUUCUCCUCCUCCAUCGACGUCGAAGCGCUCCGUUAACGAAAAUCGGCCACCAUCGGCAGAGCUCCGGAUCCUCUACGAUGGCAAUCAAUCGGACUCAGAUGACCCGUUUGUCGACAGCGAUCAGGAGAACCUAUUCGCAAAUGUGGCGGAUAUCUCCCCCGGCUCACCCUCAGCAGCAUACCAGACACCCCAGGGAUUCCUGAGGGGAUCGGCCACUUUACCACGACAGUCGCCUCGCUCCCGUCCAGGGUUGCCUGGAGCAUUCUUCCCCUCUUACAGGAGUAGGUCUCAACAAAGGGCUCCUAACACCGCUUCGGUCCGCCGGUUAGACCGCUUCAUACCGGCAAGGCCUCUGGGCACAGAAGCUUCGGAGCGGUUUAAGACCGGCAAAGCGCCGCAUGAGUUGACGUCCACGGAAAGGUUGCUUCGGCACAGCGGAGCCACUGAGGACGCGUUUGUUUACCGGCGAAGGGUUGUUACACCUUUCGGAUUCAGGCCGCGCUCCAUAUCGCGCGGCGAAACUGCUGCCAGCCGCAACACAGUGGGCAAUGUGCUUGGCCCGCUCGACCAAAAUAGUAUUGAUGGAAAUGAAACACAGGUCGAUGCCAACAUCGCCUGGACUGUUGGUCUCGGAGGAACCGCUGUUAACAACGGUCGAGGCCAGCUCGUCAGGAGUGGAACGAACGCCCGCCUCUUUCGGACCACAUUUCCAACGGCGAAACCGAAAACUGACGAGGAGCUGGAAAAACACAAAGCCAGGCUCGCGGCCGCACUUGGGCUGGAUCGGGCGCACCGGGUGCUCGAGGUCAACGCUGCUAUCCAUCAUGGCAGCAAUCGCAGAAAACCGGGCUACGUUCACACACAUUGGAACGGCACGGAAUGGGUCAACGAUGGCCCCAUUCCGAAGCCACAGAAGCCCUUCGGGAAUCGAACAUUGCCCACAGCCCCAUUCAAAGUUCUCGAUGCGCCAAACCUGCGCGACGAUUUUUACUGCUCGGUUCUGGCAUAUUCUUCUACCUCCCGGACUCUUGCGGUCGGCCUGGGCAACCUGCUUUACGGUUGGUCCGAGACCAGGGGCGUGCAACUUCUAAACACUGGGACAGACCCGGACUGCUAUUUAACCAGCCUGUCUUUCUCGUCCGCCGAAGGUUGCAAGUCCAUACUGGCGUUUGGAAGAUCUGACAAGACACUUGGGUUGAUGUCGCUGUACGAUGGUCCGCACCCUGCUUCCUCGCGGGCCGGCCCAAAACCGCGGUUCGAAGUGAUUCAGCCCACCACUGUUGCCUGCCUGAGCUGGAAGCCCUCCUGCACCGUCCGGCCUUCCAAGGACCCUGUCCACCUUGGUAUUCCGGUGAAGAAUGAAGAUCUCUUAGUGGGCGACGAAACCGGCUUGGUCUACUACUAUGCCGUCGAGUGGCCAGAGCGAUGGGAGGUGGAGCGCCGUAACUGGCCGGGGAACAUGACGUUGUUGGCGCGCAUUGCCGCCCAUUCGCAACAGAUAUGCGGCCUGGCAUGGUCAAAGAACGGCGACGUCUUUGGCACAGGCGGGAACGACAACUUGUGUUGCGUAUUUGAGACUACCAGGGUGCUCGAAGCUCACGCAGCCCACUGCGUCCUUGACGAGGACCACCAGGCCGAGUCGUCGGCAGCAGCCCAUGUCCGUGGAGACAGUGAGGUAUCAGAGGCCCAGACGGAGAUUCAGGUCUCCCAAAGCCCAAUAUACGACCCGACCUUGCGCCUCGGACCAGGCGACGAAAAGCACCGGUGGGUUCACGGAGCCGCGGUCAAGGCUAUUGCAUUCUGUCCCUGGCAAGAGAGCUUGGUGGCUACCGGAGGGGGCUCCAACGAUAAGUGCAUCCACUUCUUCCACACCGGUUCUGGUGCCGCCCUCGCCUCCAUCUCCGUAUCCGCCCAGGUGACCAGUCUCAUUUGGUCAACAACCCGACGCGAAAUCGCAGCCACAUUCGGCUAUGCUCAGCCGGACCAUCCCGUCCGGAUCGCCGUCUUCUCCUGGCCGGACUGCCGGCAGGUUGCCGCCAUCCCUUGGGCCGGCGAGCACCGUGCACUUUACGCCAUCCCAUAUCCUUGCGGGCCCGAUGAGAUCGGCCCGUCGGGAUUAAAGGGCAAGGGAAGAGCUAAGAAGGCGCCGAGCCUCAGUCGCACCGCGAAGGAAGGCUGCAUUAUUGUUGCGUCGAGCGAUAAAAGCGUCAAGUUCCACGAGGUCUGGACGGCCGGCAAGAAGGGAACCGCUGGCGUGGCGGGUGUGUUGGGCGGGAGUCCUAUUCUUGAGUUUCUCGAGGGAAUCGACAGAGAGGGUGAAGUUAUUCGGUAG
This is a messenger RNA of Parathielavia appendiculata, 2433 nucleotides long. Its product is annotated as WD40 repeat-like protein. The coding region runs from base 1 to 2433 and encodes 810 amino acids. Gene Ontology annotation, molecular function: anaphase-promoting complex binding; protein binding; ubiquitin ligase activator activity. The transcript is spliced from 3 exons. The record is from RefSeq and is a predicted model, not a curated record. Gene Ontology annotation, cellular component: anaphase-promoting complex. NCBI's taxonomy places the organism in Eukaryota, Fungi, Ascomycota, Sordariomycetes, Sordariales, Chaetomiaceae. Gene Ontology annotation, biological process: positive regulation of ubiquitin protein ligase activity; anaphase-promoting complex-dependent catabolic process; positive regulation of anaphase-promoting complex-dependent catabolic process.